Molecule: messenger RNA, 342 nt
Organism: Cylicostephanus goldi
Lineage: Eukaryota; Metazoa; Nematoda; Chromadorea; Rhabditida; Strongylidae
Source: the annotation of a GenBank genome assembly
AUGCGCUGUCUAUGGUGUCUAGGACAAAUGAUGGCAUUAGCCCUUACGAUAGGAACAUGUCUCUGCGUUGCUCGUCCGCAUCCGCUACUGCUUUGGCCGCAGCUGAUCAUCCAGAACUCGUACUGCUUUGGCUUGGUGAUUCUGACUAUAGCCACAGCUGACAAGCUGCUCGUCUCAAUUCUGCACCCUACGAAUCCGCACCUCAGUCUGCUGAUUCUUUAUUUCGGCAUAGGUACCUGUACGAAUCACAUUUUCGACUAUAUUCUCUGGCAUUAUUACUGGCACGAGGAGUUCCAGUAUAUUAGCCGAACAGGCAAACAUGUGAUUCCUUUUUGGGUUUGA